Messenger RNA from Gadus chalcogrammus (walleye pollock), 5035 nucleotides. RefSeq names its product Rho GTPase activating protein 20 (gene arhgap20). Bases 229 to 3534 code for a protein of 1101 amino acids. Gene Ontology annotation, molecular function: GTPase activator activity. The transcript has 15 exons. Lineage: Eukaryota; Metazoa; Chordata; Actinopteri; Gadiformes; Gadidae. The record is from RefSeq and is a predicted model, not a curated record. Gene Ontology annotation, biological process: signal transduction; regulation of Rho protein signal transduction.
GUCCCCUCAGUAAGGUCCUCGUCUGUCGCUCACGGGGAACGCUCAGUGAGCUCCUCUCUCUACGGUCAGCGGUUUCUAGGAUGGAUUUUGCCCUGAUUCUGCGCUUUCUUGCUUUGAUACGGUCGCCGGAUAACUUUGGAGACCUAUGAUGAGGAUGUUUGUUUGAGGGAGAUGUGUUUGAUGGAGGUAUAAGUGCGCUUCACGUCGCGCAGUGGAUCGACAGGCUUGAUGGAAACGAUGUCGCCUCAGCAGGGAAGCAUGGCACAAACCCGCUCCGGGUCAACCGGGGAGGGCAAGGUCGAGAAUAAAAAGAAGAUGAAGACUCUGGCCCAGAGGCGUCAGUCUGCUCCCUCCAUGGUGAUCAGCAAAGCACUUACCAAAUCAAGGAGCUCCAGCUCCAGGGACAACCUCCUGAGCCCCGUGCGACCAGAGUCCUGCCCCCUGGUCCAGAGCCUGCUGCUGGACCGCACCGGCCGUGUCUUCCUGGAGCACGCCCAGACCCAGCUGAAGACCGGGCUGCAGACCCAGGACAGACACCUGCUCCUCUUCACAGACACUCUGCUGGUCGCCAAGACCAAGUCUGCAGGCCAGCUGAAGGUGAAGAGCGUGGUGCGGGUGUGUGAGAUGUGGCUCUCUGACUGCAUGGAGGAGGUGUGUGAGGGCAGCACUAGCCCAGAGAGGAGCUUCGUCCUGGGAUGGCCCACCUGCAACUAUGUGGUCACCUUCAGCUCCCCAGACCUCAAAGAGAAGUGGCUGCAGCUCAUCCAGAGCCGGAUAAGCGAGGAGAAAGAGAAGGAUGACCCCAAAACCAUCCCACUCAAAGUCUUCGCCAAAGACAUGGGGAACUGUGCUUUCGCCAAGACUCUGGCAGUCAGCCACGGGGACACCACCACGGACGUGAUCCGCACCGCCCUGCUGCAGUUUGGGAUCCCGGGUAGUGUUAAGGAUCACCAGUUGUGGGUCAGCUCCAGUAGGGACGACCCCCCCUACCCUCUCAUUGGUCAUGAAUUCCCCUUCAGCAUCAAGAUGAGCCACAUCCGAGACGGAGGAGUAGGUGGUGUAGGAGGUGUAGGAGGAGGUGCCAGGGAUCCAGCCAGCCCGUCAGACUGCCCAGGGGUUCUCCUCCUGGACCAGUGUCUCCCUCCAGACACCCAGUGCCAGUUCAUCCUCAAGCCCAGCAGGGUGGCUCCUCAUCUGGCUGCACUCCUCGAGCCCGGUCAGCAGAAGGCCUUCAAGAGGAAGCGCUCUCUGAUCAACUGGGGCUUCUGGAAGACUUCUAACACUCAGCUGGACGCCCACUCGCCCACCUCCCCCGGCUCCCCGCCCCCCCUGCCCGGCCGCCUCUUCUGCCGGCCCCUGGCGGACCUCUGCCAGCCCCACCACCGCCUGCCCAAGCCUGUCAUGGAGAUGCUGGUCACUCUGUACCGCGAGGGUCCGUACACCCGGGGCGUGUUCCGCCGGUCGGCGGGGGUGAAGGCCUGCCGCGAGCUACGCCACCGCCUGGACCACGGCGAGGAGGAGGAGGAGGGGGGGGCGGAGCUAACUGAGGGCUCCGUGUUUGUCACAGCCGCCGUCCUCAAGGACUUCCUGCGUAACAUCCCGGGGGCCCUGCUGUGUGUGGAUCUGUACGACCAGUGGAUGACCGCCAUGCAGGGGGAGGGGAGGGCGGAGGCUGUCCGCAGGUUGCUCAAACUCCUUCCCGGUGAGAACCUGCUGUUGCUACGCCAUGUGGUUGCCGUUCUCCACUGUAUCCAGGGCAAUGCCCAUGACAACCAGAUGAACGCCUUCAACCUGUCGGUGUGCAUCGCUCCCAGCAUGCUCUGGGCCCCGCGACCCAACUCCCCCCUGGACGAGGGGGAGAGCACCAAGAAGGUGUGUGAGCUGGUGCAUUUCCUGAUUGAGAACUGCAGUGAUGUCAUGGGGUCGGAGGUCGUGCCCCUGCUCCAGAGCUACCGCCAGAAGACCAGCAGUGAACACGACUCCGACGUGUCCUCCUUCCAGAUGAACGACUCCUCCUACGACAGUCUGGAGAACGAGCUCAACGACGAGCCCGAGUCCCCGGACCAGGAGCAGCUCCCCCUGCUGGAGCGCGACAAGCACGACAGCCGCAGCCGCGACUCGGUCAUCACCCUGAGCGACCCCGAGCCCGACCCCGAGCCCGAGGCCGACCCCCGGCGCCGGGUCAGCCCCGCCCACCGCCAGCCACGCCCCCUACCGGCGGUCCCGGUCUCCGGCCCUCGACGCCUGAGGAGGAGCUCGGAGCCGGCGCUGGCCGUAGGCGCGCCGCACAGCGCCGCCGCCGUCGUCGCGGAAACCAGCCCCGGGGCCGCGGGGAGGAAGGCGAGCUACGACGCGGCGGCGGCGGUGGAGGAGGAGGAGGAGGUGUUCCUGGAGCAGGGCCUGAGCUCGCUGCAGCUGCAGGAGGCGGGCCGAGUGAGGGGAGAGAGGGGAGGAGCCAAAGUGGCCGUCGUCGGGCGGAGGAAGCCCACGAAGUACGCCCCGCCCCCUCCGCUGCGAUUGGACGCCAGCUGCUCCUCUCUGUCGUCCCCGGCGACCUCGCCCACAGGCUCCUCCCUCAGCUCGCUGGACUCCGCCUUCUCCCAGUAUUCCACCGACUACACAGCCGGCCACACAGCCGCCAGCCCCGCCGCCCCCGCUGUGUUCCCAUCGGCCGAUCCCUCCCCCCUCUCCCCCCUCUCCCCCCGGGACUCCCCCCCCGCACACGGCCUCCACCCCAACACCUGGCUCCGGAAGGACCGCCGCCUAUCGCUACGGCAACCCGACGAGGAGGAGGCGCCGGUGGGCGGGGCCGGCCGCGGGGGUAAGGGCGGCCCCAAACAGGGCCUGUCGGCGGACGGCGGGCCCCCGUCCUACCAGCAGGCCCUCGUGCAGCUGCAGAGGAGCCGCGCGCCCUUCUACCGCGUGGCCGAAAGACCCCUCACCGUCCGCGAGCUGCGCCAGUUCCUCGACCUCCGACCCCCCACCGUUCCCACCUCCUCCGCCACCACCACCACCAGCGGCCCCUCCCACCACGCCCCAAGGGCCCCCGCGGGGAGUGAGGUCGGCCUCCAGCCCCCCAAGGGGGUGUUCUACGGACAGAACGCCACCACGUUGGUGCUGCAGCGGAACCUGUCCCCCACGACCCCCACGACUUUGACCCCCAGCUCCGGGGACGCGGGCGGCUGGGAGCGGCACCCCUCCCUGGCCCGACGCUCCUCUGAACCCUGCCGGGUGCCCCCCCCCUCCUACUGCCGCACCCUGGACCGACCUGGUGCCUCGCCAGAGGUCAAAGGUCAUCAGCACGAGGCGGGCAGGCAGCGGGUUUCCAACGCGGGCCUGUCUUCCUCCGCCAGCAAGGCGGUCAGGGACUACUUCUCGCGGCAGGGCGGCGUGGAGGGAUGCGCCAACCAGCGCAGCCAGGAGGUGGCGCUGGCGCUGGUGCAGGGGCGGCAGGAGUGGGACCGCCGGCGCUGCAGCGACCCGCGCGCCGACGACUUCGACCAGCUGUUCUUCGCGGAGGAGUCGUACGUGUAGCGGCGCACACGGCGACGGGAACACGGCCCAUCCUGAGUUAAGACGGUUGGGUUGCUACGUGGCGUUCUGGGGAUUCUGUGAACGACAGAACGCACAGUGACCCAGUGCUGGGGCUGUUGGCGGGAAGCUCCUGCUUACUGCUCAGCCAAAGGUAGAACCUCAACCUCUGUGGGUUGAGGUGGGAUCCAAGAUAGCAUCCAGCUAGCACCCUGCUAACGCCCGGCUAGGAGAUGGCUAGCACCUGCUAGGAUCUUGCAUGGCUCCGGCUAGCAUCCGGCUAUCAUCCAGCUAGCAUCCCGCUAACGCCCAGCUAGGAUCUGGCUAGCACCUGCUAGGAUCUUGCAUGGCUCCGGCUAGCAUCCGGCUAUCAUCCAGCUUACUAACAGCUAGCUACCAGCUAGCCCAUCCUUGCUGUAUUGCUCCAAUAAUUGCAGAGGGACCCUUUCUGAGUACUCCCACAUUUGGACUCUCUCCACACUCCGAGUACAGGAUAUUAUUGAUGCGUGACAUCAUCACUGGUCUCUGAUUGGCUGCUGUCUUGCCAAACCCAACCUCCGCCAGGAAGAGUUCUUCCACGUACUCUGUGUGUGCCUCAGAAGUACACAAGUAUCCGCAGUACUCUAAGAACUGAACUGUCUUUAGCGAGAGGCCUAAGUUGGCUCGCAGAUUUGUUAAAGGGUCCUAUUUUUUGUUGUAUUUAAAGCUCUUUUAAAAGAUAAUUAAGUGUAAAGGAAAAUGUACAGCAAAAUUAAAUGCCAAUUGUAAAUUGUAUUACCCUUCUUAGCACUUCUCCAUUCCCCACGGAACAGCCAAGUCUUAGAAACAGCCUGUAGUGUGUGUGUGUGUGUGUGUGUGUGUGUGUGUGUGUGUGUGUGUGUGUGUGUGUGUGUCUGUGUGUCUGUGUGUGUGUGUGUGUGUGUCUGUGUGUACCUAAAAAACCUUUCUACCAGUAUCCGUGUUGUGUUAAUUGACCAUGGUCUUUCACCUAAAACAAUACACCCAUAGUGCUUAUUACCUACAUAAUACUUCUCAUUUAGUGCAAACACAGUGUUAUUAUGCACCAUAUUAUGGAAAUUACUUUGAUUGUUAAAUGCACAGGUUAAUACUCCAGGUAAUUCCCUUGUAAAGUAAAAACACUAAAUAUUUGUUUUAUUGAUGCUAUAAGGUUAAUUGUGUUCAACAUGUAUAGUUCUGAAUAUUUAUGAUCUUAUAGAUUUUAUAAAUAGACAUUAUGUUAUGUACUUUUCAAUGUUGUGUCAUACAACGAAACCUAAUUGUGUAUUUUUGUACAUGCCAAUUCUGCUGCUGUAUGAAUAGAAAGUGAAUUUGCUAAAGAACGCACCCUUUGUACAUCUGUACAAGAAAAACAGAAUUGAUUAAAAUAAACAUUGCAAAAUGAUCCUUCUACCUGUUAAUUAACAUUUUGUCAUUUAUAUUGUGUAAUUUAUUCAGACAGAAACUCAUCCCACAACAAGUGUAAUGGGCAGGAUUAGAUCACAAA